AAGAAUUAUGGUGUUCUGAGGCCAGCAACCAAAAGCUGUAUUAGCAUGUACAUAAUUUUCGCAGUUUUAAGAAACUUUGUUUUGGAUCGAUUUGGGGUAAAACCCCCACUGGUUAUUUCCUUAAUUCGUCGUCAUGGACUCCUUGAGUUUAAAGGCUGUUUUGGUAGUAUUUGAAGUAUGAUGGAGACGUUGUUGUCAAGAGAGAACAUCAAUGACAAGGGUACAUUCAAUGUCCAUCUUACCGGAGGUUCGCCUUGGGGGUUUACUCUCCAUGGAGGACGAGAAUUCAAUUCAAGGCUCUGUAUCUCAAAGAUAACUCCAGGAGGAAAAGCAGACAAGAGUAAAGGACUGCAAGUUGGAGAUGAAGUGGUUGCUAUUAAUAACAUGGAAUGUUCUGCCAGGGCAGAGGCUAUAGAACAAGUCAGGUGUUCAAGGCAGAGCCUUAAUCUAACAAUAAAAAGGGAGAAUUCAAAACAAAAUGGUUUCCAAGGAAGGACAAAUAACAAUCAUCCUCUACCAAACCUAUACAAAACAGCAUUAGAAGUUGCUGUAGAGACAAAUGAUUUUUAUAAAACAUAUUCUGUAGAUCCAUAUAUGUAUAAAAGGAUAGCACUACAUUCUAAAGAUGGUGCUAGCUGGACGACACAUGUUGAUACUGAAUUAAGUGCCUCUAAUGAGGAUCUGCUUGAAAGCUAUAGAAACCAAGGGAGUAUAGUGGGUAGUGAUGAGGCACUGGACAGGAACAGGGGUGCAAAGUCUAGUGUUACAAAUGGCAGAAUAAGCCCUCAGGAUAAAGAAAACCAAAACAGCAUUCCACCUAUAAACAGACAAGUGACAAACUCAUUGCACUCAAGGGCAAAGUCUUGGAGUGAACAUCGUGGACAAAGCUUACCAGAGAAUCUAUUUCAUAAACGUACAUAUACAUCACCUGACCAUAUUCAGAAGGUCAAAAUAAGAAGUGCCAAUAUAUCAUCAUCAAGUUCAACAUUCAGUAGUCCAAAGGAUGAUGGCAGACAGCAAAGCAGAAUCUCUCCAGCUAAGCACAGUCCAAGACGACAACGUUUAAUAGAGCCAGAAGUACACAACGCUGGUGAUGACUGGGUGGAUCGUUGGCUAAGAAAUGAUAAGCAGAACAUAACUCUCGAGGAAAAUGUCUCGGUAAAAAAUGUGCGCUCAAAGUUUGAGGAAGGCAAUGAGCAUGUCGAAGGAGAUAAACACAUUGAUGUGCCUAAUAUGCCGGCGCACAACAAAUCUAAUUUUUCAAGAAGUAAGAGCUUCAGUGGACGUCCUUCUUAUGGUGUAGUAUUUGGUACCACUGCUGUAAAGUCCAAGGACCAUUCCCAAAUCACUGCGUUCCAAGCUCCUCUUCCUCCUGCCAGAUACAGCUCCUCAGAUUUACUCAAAGAGAAGGCACGUCCAGGUCUUGCAGCAGCUGACAGCUGGCAGUCAUCUACUAUUUCUCUACCAGUUGACAUGGAAUCUUCCUCACGGUUAGUAACGACCAUCCAAGAAGAGAAACAGCCGUUAGAAGUACGACUCUCACGGAAGUCUUUAGGACCUAUAUCAAUGGUUAGCAGUACGUCUAGUUUGGAUACUGUUGGUAGCUUUGAUCGACGUCAGGGUCCUGCCCCACCUCCACGGCGCAGUGCGUCGAAGAUACUUAGUUCCUUUCGCUCCACGAGAGGGAAAAGAAUGCAUCCUCAUACAGCCAGCUCUGGUACAACACGAGAAGCGUUCAAAAGUAGCGUUCGGAAUGAAAUUCCAAACCACAUGUCAUCAAAAUCGUGGCCUAUUGAUCACCAUGGCAACGAGCUUCAAACCUUACCAAGUAAGGAUGCAAAUAGACAAUCCUGGCAUUCCCAGGAACCAGCCGACAAACACGGUCAAUGGGGAAAUUCUCCAGUCGAACAGCCCUCCAAAACCGGUCAAACUGGUUCGAAGUUUAAUUCGUCUGUUGUCGUAACAUCUAUCAGGACGUCCACAUCGUCUUCAACCUCAGAGGAUACUUUCUCCAAACCUAAAAUUCAUCGGAGCACUUUCCUUGAGCUCCAACCGCCGGUGGCCACGUUCGAAGCCGUGAGACCGCAAAGCGCACGAGCGGGAGUUCGGCCUGUACAAGAAAAACAACCCUCAACUCAACUAACUCAAGAAAAACCCUCAACUCAACCACAUCAAGUAAAACCCUGGAGUCUUCAGGAAGAAGCACAAUCCCUAUCGAACCGUAUUGAAGACACACAGAUUUUACAGAGGCUGAUGAAAGACAACGAAGCAAACAGUGAACCCACCUCAGUUAAAACUAGAAUUCAAACCUUCGAAAAAAGUUCAUCGCAUCCGAAUCUACUCGAGGAGCCUGAAGUGUCUCAGCUGAGGCCGCGAUCAAACCAUCCAAAACAGCGUUCAUGGGAUAAUACUUACAGCCAUUCUGAUCGAAAGUCGCCGAAGGACACAAAAGCUGAAGCCUCGGCGCCCGAACGCAUGGCCGCAUCGCCGGAAAAACACCAUCAUGCUUCACCCGAAGUUGUAGCGGCAUCAAAACAUAGGGAGCAGGUUUCUACCGUAAAAUCGAACGAGACGGAGGCAGGGUUUGUGCCGAUAAAGGUUACUUCAAUGGUCAAGGAAUUAGAGAAAUCGGAAUCUCCGAUGAAGCUCUCGGCUCGCAUAAGUUGCAAUAUCAAAGAUGAGACCAUUCCGAAGAGUUCAAGCGCAUCUAUAGCUAAGGAUGAAGGCAGCCCAAUCUUGGAAGAAAUCACUCGAACCCAAUCAACAAGUUUACAGGAAAAAGAGGUUCUUAUGGAGGAAAUGUUUAAGAGAUUAGAGGAUAAUAAGGAAUCGAAUAUUUCAUCAAAGAAAUUGGACGAAUCAAACAAUAAUUUUGUCAUUCAUCAACGAAGAAGUCACAAGACACCGGUUUAUUCAGUGGGGGAUGAUGACGUUUUCUUGGGUUUAACUGACGAUGAUUUGCUUCCUCCCCCACCCCCACCGUUAGAUUUUGAAACGUCACAUGACGAUCUACCUCUCCCUACUCCCCCUAGGGAGAUGUUAGAAAGUCCAUUGAGAGCAGAGAUUGUUUCUAAGGACAGAGAGCGAAAAUUUAUUGAAGUCAAGGCGGUUGAACAUACGAUUCAAAAAUUAGAAACCCCUCGUUGGGGAGAUAUCCCAUCGGAAAAGAAGAAAUUAUCCUAUUCGGAGGAAAAGGCUGACGAAGAGAAGACUGUUACUAAGAAGGCUAUUGCUGAAAAAAGUCCUCAACGAAAAGAGAAAUCGAAGGAAGACGAACCUUAUAAGUAUGGAAUCGAAAAACCAUUCAGAUACGAGGGGGAUAUGGAAGUUUUAAAAGAGAAAAAUACCAGGAAUUAUGAACUACGUUAUGAGAAUGACAGAGAAAGUCCAGAAGACAUCGAUUUCAUUAAAACAGAAAGCAAACCUGAUGAGGAUUCAAAUUUGUACGAAAACGAAUACGGAUCCCUGGAAAAAAGCACUGAUAUUUCAUUCGAGACUUCCAGGUCAGAGCAUGGCGGUACCACUAAAUCCCCACCCCCUCCUCCCCUCGUGAUUACAUCUACCCCCACCUCCAAUACCCAGGAGGCUGAUGACGGUAGCAGUCCUGAUAAUGACAUGGCUGGCAAUACCAGUCCAUUCUCUGGAUCUAGUUUAUCGACACCAUCAAGCAGCAGACCAGGAAGUAUGGUCAGCCCAAAGCUGGAAGCUCUGGAUAAGGAAAAGGGGCAGUUAAUUGAAAGUAUGAGAAAGAAGAUCGAAGACCUUAAAACUCAGAUGAAUGAGAUAAGCGACGAGAUAGAAGAAAAUGAAAAGUUAGGAGAGAAAGUAGCUACACAACUCGAAGGCAAGACCACACCGUCAGAAUUAUCAAAAUACCAACGCUUUACCGGAGAACUUAACAAGAUCGUACUAUUAUUACUGUCACUGACUCAAAGAAUGCACCGAUAUGAAAAUACUUUACAAGAACUGGACAUGUCAGAGGAAGCAGACAGACAACAAAGGGAUAUUUUACUGGAUAAAAUCGAACAUGUGAAAGCUCAAUAUCAGGAAGCUUGCAAAAUAAAGGAAGUUAACGACAAACGAGGAGAAGUAGUUUCCAAAUUCUUAGAAAAUUAUUUGAAUGAAGACGAAUUCGCUGACUUCCAGUACUACAUCGAUAUGAAGACCCAACUUGCACUGAUGCAUGCUGAAAUAAAAGACAAAGUGAAGAUGGGCGAAGAACGGUUAAAUGCACUGACUACCACGUCCAUUGACUGGAAUACGCUUAGUCUGUGUAACUAUUGACUCUGUGAAGUAUGUUGCAGGAUGACGCAUGAAAAUCCAGGAAGAGAUUAGAAAUAACUUUGGCUUAAGACAAUUUUCCUAGUGGGAGCUGGAAUUCCAGUAGACGUGUGAAAUUCCGGGACUAGAAUAGAAUUUAGAGGACUCCCUACUAAGAAGACAAUGACCAGACAUGAUGAACAGCCACAAUUGGACCAAGGGACCAUGAAAUGACUUCAUGUUCUCAUAAUUGGACUAAUUAACACGUGACUAGUUGAUGUGACCGGUCAAUAGCAUAGGCCAAAGAUAGACUGCUAGCAGAGGUUGUAUUUCUCAGUGCUUUCAGUUUGGGGUGAGCGGCAGGCUGGUCGAGGAGACCAGAAAAGAGGGCAUAAAAAGACCUCUGUAAUUGGGGUAGCCUAAGAGGCGUUUGGCAAGACAAGUGGCGAUAGACCACGUUCGUAAUCAAAUCCUCUCAAUUAAGUCUGAAUUUGAAAAUAUUGAACAAGGCCUAUUUUGUCUGUACGAUGUCUAUUGACUGGUCCUUUUUAGCCCAGUGAAUCCAAACUAUUAGCCCCUCCAUUCUGACCUUCCUCACUUAUAUAUAAAAAUACCUAGCAUACAGGAUUUAUUGGAUUUUUGUCCUAGUCUCGUCUGGUUCUCUUGAGAUUCAGCGUAGAUAACAAAAGUUUUUAUUUCAAAAAAAUUAUCAUUUUUAGUAGUGUGAAUAUUAUUUUUAUUAAUACAGAUUGAAAACCUGACAAUUAGAACUUUAGAGAGGAGUGAAGUUUUCUUCAUUUUUAUAUGAAAACUCCACCACUUCGCUAGAUUUUUAUACUAGUUAUCUGACAAGAAGUUACCCGCUAGUAGUAAAAAACUGAGUAACAAUAAUUGUCGCGGGAAAUAUUAUUGCGUUUAAAUUAUCAUCUUUAUUAUUUAAAUAAGAAAUUUUGGCUUUAUCUAUACUUUCUUGGCCUAUAAGGUUCUGCCGAGGACAAGCUUAGAUAUUGGGUAUAUCAUUUAUUCGAUUUUUCUUAGAAAAGUAGAGGUUUUAAAAACUAGAAAUUUAGCAAGCCUUUCUAAGAUUAUGUUCUUGAAGUUUUCUUUAGUAAGUAAGGUCGUGAUCAGUGACAAUUUGAAAUAGAGUUUUUCAUCGUGGGCAUAAUGUUUUCCCAUUUCAGACCACGUGUCAUUACCUUGAGUAUUACUUCUUUGUUUAACGUUUAAGUAUGAAAAGACACAUGAAAUAAUGUGGACACAUCUCCAAAAAGAAUAUUUUUCUCAAGGGAAUGACACCUGGUCUGAAAUGUGAAAACAUUACGCCCGAGGUCUAUUAAAUGCGGUGAAUUGCAAAACUCUUAGUCUAAAUAAAAAAGACAUUCUCCAAACUAAUCGAAUGGCAAGAAAUACGAUGACGAUGCCAUGGACAACAAUUACGUCAAAUCCUGCUCCUGCAAUAUCUGUUCUAUAUAAAACAACAAUGAUAUAAAAUUCUUAUUUUUUUAAAUUAUAUGGUGAAUUGUUAUAUUUCUUAAAGUAUAUUUAGAAAUGUAUAUUUUGAGCAUCCAUUUUAAAAUAGAUCAUUGUAUAAUCGUUUUCUUAAAAUUAAAUGGUGAAGACACGAAAG
Messenger RNA from Actinia tenebrosa (Australian red waratah sea anemone), 5887 nucleotides. RefSeq lists its product as uncharacterized. The record is from RefSeq and is a predicted model, not a curated record. Gene Ontology annotation, cellular component: apical plasma membrane; apical junction complex; cortical actin cytoskeleton. Gene Ontology annotation, molecular function: actin filament binding. Gene Ontology annotation, biological process: actin filament organization. NCBI's taxonomy places the organism in Eukaryota, Metazoa, Cnidaria, Anthozoa, Actiniaria, Actiniidae.